AACAAAGACUACCUCCUUAGUCUUCUCUCCAAGUUAAAUUAAGUCCAUAUAUAAGUCGUUGAUACUUUUUUCCUUUAUUAUUACUUCACUUUCAUUUCAAACAGAAAGAAAAAAAAAUGGAUAUCAUAUCAAGCAGCAUGAAUCACCAGGUUGAUGAUCAAAGGGUUAUGAUCUCUCAGUACUAUCCUGGUAUUUACACCCAACUGGUACCAGAACGAGGAGAGGUGAAACCGCGGUGGAGACGAAAGAAGAACAAAGGUGAAGUGAGCAGCAACACUAGUGGAGUAGUGAGGAAGAGGAAGCUUAGUGAAGAACAAGUUAAUCUUCUUGAACGGAGUUUUGGAAACGAGCAGAAACUCGAGACGGGGGGGAAGGACAAGCUUGCUUCUGAGCUUGGUCUUGAUCCACAACAAGUCGCGGUUUGGUUCCAGAACAGGAGGGCUAGAUGGAAGAAAAAGAAACUCGAGGAUGAAUAUUUCAAGUUAAAGGCUGAGCAUGAGACUAUGAUCGUUCAGAAAAAUUGUCUUGAAACUGAGGUGUUAAAGAUGAAGGAGCAGUUAUCUGAAGCAGAAAAGAAGAUACAAAGGCUAUUAUUGGAGCGUAAUUGCAAUAAUAGCCCAAUUAGUACUUCAUCAUACUCAAUGGAGCAGCCACAUUUUCUUGGGGAGUUUGGAAUAAUAGAGGAAAUAUUAAUGGAUAAUAAUGUGUUCUUCAUUCCUGAUGAUCAAAACAGUUAUAUUAACUCUCUGGGAUAAUUAGAACGGGAUUAUAUAAGUGAUCUGAGAUUAAGUUCUAAUUAGAUAAGCUCCAGCAUGUAGAACUGCAGUUAGUAACCCAUGCACCUAUGUCCUAUGUACGUACAUCUUUCUUUUGCCUUUGCUUUCUGGCUAUUACUAUAUUGUAUUAAUUUACUAUAAUUAUGUUUUGACUAA
This is a messenger RNA of Lycium ferocissimum, 932 nucleotides long. Its product is annotated as homeobox-leucine zipper protein ATHB-40-like. The transcript is spliced from 3 exons. Gene Ontology annotation, cellular component: nucleus. Gene Ontology annotation, molecular function: sequence-specific DNA binding; DNA-binding transcription factor activity, RNA polymerase II-specific. Bases 117 to 755 code for a protein of 212 amino acids. Gene Ontology annotation, biological process: positive regulation of DNA-templated transcription. The record is from RefSeq and is a predicted model, not a curated record. NCBI's taxonomy places the organism in Eukaryota, Viridiplantae, Streptophyta, Magnoliopsida, Solanales, Solanaceae.